AAGGGGCGGCCUUUCCGCUCUCGGCGCGGCGGCGGCACCACGCGGCGUGGCCAUGGCGGACGGGGACGGUUCUUCCGUGAAGAAACGGCGGAAGAAGGACAAGCGAUCGCUGCCCGACGAGGAUGUGGCGGACAUCCAGCACACCGAGGAGUUCCUCAUCAAGCCCGAGUCCCGUGUGGCGCAGCUGGACACGUCCCAGUGGCCGCUGCUGCUGAAGAACUUUGACAAGCUAAACGUGCUGACAACACACUACACACCCCUCCCUUCCGGUGCUAAUCCCUUGAAGAGGGAGAUCUCUGACUAUGUACGGUCUGGCUUCAUCAACCUGGACAAGCCUUCCAAUCCAUCUUCCCAUGAGGUGGUGGCAUGGAUCCGACGCAUCCUUCGAGUAGAGAAGACAGGGCACAGUGGCACCCUGGACCCUAAGGUGACUGGGUGCCUCAUUGUGUGCAUUGAGAGGGCGACACGACUCGUCAAGUCUCAGCAGAGUGCAGGUAGGCUCACUGCCAUGGGACUGUGGUCAGAGAGGCUGAGGAGGUGCAGAGUUGUUUUGGAGGCAGGGAGGUUUCCAUUCUUGUCUUUGGGAGACCUGCCCUAAGCUUUCAGUGCCUUGAGCUCAAGGAUUGCUUAUCCAUCUUGUUUCCGGCCAUUGAGGGCACAUCCAUGCUGUCUCAACUGGUUUUUCUGAUUGCUUCUCUGUCUGGGAUUUGUGCUCUUUUAGGUCGAUGAAAACAGGUCUGAAAAGACAGGUUUUGUGUGCUAACUGAACUUAAGGCACAAGUCUGCAAAUCCCAAGAAAUAAAUUGUGGUGAAGAAAUAA
This is a messenger RNA of Centrocercus urophasianus (Greater sage-grouse), 820 nucleotides long. RefSeq names its product H/ACA ribonucleoprotein complex subunit DKC1-like. Gene Ontology annotation, cellular component: box H/ACA snoRNP complex. Gene Ontology annotation, molecular function: RNA binding; pseudouridine synthase activity. NCBI's taxonomy places the organism in Eukaryota, Metazoa, Chordata, Aves, Galliformes, Phasianidae. Gene Ontology annotation, biological process: box H/ACA sno(s)RNA 3'-end processing; snRNA pseudouridine synthesis; mRNA pseudouridine synthesis. The transcript is spliced from 5 exons. The record is from RefSeq and is a predicted model, not a curated record. The coding region runs from base 53 to 598 and encodes 181 amino acids.